UGAGUAAAAGUAAAAGCAUGUGUUGGCAUUUCCUUCACGAUAGCCGUCAGCUGUUAUGCUAGCUCUGUGUUGUUGUGCGAGUUAUGUAUGUAUAUGUAUGACUACGUUACUGGCUAGAAUUUACGUUUUUUUCUUCAUGAUUUUUUUCCAUAGGACAAGGAAAGGAAACGAGAAAGUUUAUGUUGAUAAAAGGACACCAGCACAGAUGGCAUUCGACAAAAUACAAGAAAAAGGUCAAAUGGAAAAAAUUUUAAAGAAGGCCUCCAAAUCACAUAAGAGAAGAGUUGAGGAUUUCAACAGACACCUGGACACACUGACAGAGCAUUUCGACAUUCCCAAAGUCAGCUGGACGAAAUAAAUAUCUAUGGAUUUUUAACUGGGUGCUUUCAGAGCAAGAUCAGCUGCCAUGAUGUUACCACAUGCUUCUUGCUUACUCUGCAACGAAGUCCAGAGCGAUUUUUCCCCAUUUUCAUUUUUCCUUUGGGAUGUAGUAAAAUGAUUCACUGUACAUUGGAAUUUUAAGAUUUUGAUUGGGUUUUGUUUAUUGUAAGGCUUGACCACCAAAGAGUCAACUGUUUUAUUUGUUGCAUGUAGUUUUUAAGAUUUCUGAAUGGUUAUAGUGGCCUGAAAACAUGUUUUGAAAUAUAGUAACAGUAGAUAGCACUGUUGGUUUAAA
Messenger RNA from Sinocyclocheilus rhinocerous, 676 nucleotides. Its product is annotated as protein FAM32A-like. NCBI's taxonomy places the organism in Eukaryota, Metazoa, Chordata, Actinopteri, Cypriniformes, Cyprinidae. The transcript has 4 exons. The record is from RefSeq and is a predicted model, not a curated record. Gene Ontology annotation, cellular component: nucleolus. Bases 56 to 358 code for a protein of 100 amino acids.